Molecule: messenger RNA, 2451 nt
Organism: Syngnathus typhle (broad-nosed pipefish)
Lineage: Eukaryota; Metazoa; Chordata; Actinopteri; Syngnathiformes; Syngnathidae
Product: docking protein 1-like
Exons: 7
Coding region: 382-1671 (429 amino acids)
Biological process (GO): cell surface receptor protein tyrosine kinase signaling pathway; positive regulation of MAPK cascade
Cellular component (GO): cytoplasm
Source: RefSeq, a predicted model, not a curated record
CUUCUCUAAGAGGGAGGGAAAAAAGACGAAAGCAAGCUGCUCAAGUCUUUAUUGAAUUCAAAGAUCCGUAAUAAUGUUUUUGCUUCCUUGAUGGAUUCUCCUACGAAAACAGGGCAGGUUUACUUACAACCUCGCAAAGCUGGCAAAUACUUUUCUCUUUCCUUUUAGAAAUGGAAGCCUGUGUUGUUGUCACUGGUUCCACCCAGCAACAAUGGGGUUGGUCGAUUGGAGAUUCAGUUUAUAGCAGGUGGCAGUGGAGCAAGGGAACAUAUUGGAGGGCUGAAGAGACACCACCAGUUGCAAGAAAGCAAGGUCAAAGUGGUCCGACUCUCUGAGCUUAUAAGUGUCCAAAAACUCCCACCAAAUGCUGAAGCCUGUCCCAUGGUGCCUGAAAACAUGUCCGCUUUUUGUGUGGAGUCGCAAGACAGAACAUUGGUUUUUGCUACACAAAAAGAUGAUUGUGUGGACUGGGUAGAGAAACUUUGUCAAGGAACCUUUCAGAGGAGCACUGGCUCAGACACUAAUGAGCUUCGUAUGGAGGAAAAUCAGAUAUAUGCAACGACAAAUGAUGAGUUCAGUGUGGUGGUGCAAAGGACAGAUGCAGCAAUACGUUGUGGACUGCAAGGAUCAUACUGGCUACAGGUUGGACAAAAGACCCUGCUUUUGAAAGAUACCCAGAAAGUCAACAUUGUAAGACAAUGGCCGUAUGAACUGCUAAGACGAUAUGGUAAAGAUAAGUUGGCCUUAACGAUUGAAGCAGGAAGAAGAUGUGACAGUGGUCCUGGAACAUUCACCUUUGAAACACAACACUCUGAGAAAAUAUUCAACCUGAUUCAGAGCACAAUCAAGCAAAAGACUUUAGCUGUUACAUCAAGUAACCUUCAUCAGGAAGAAGAUAAAGGUUUAGUUGCCAAGAAACAAGUUCAUUCCCCUCUGCCUGAAAUACCAGAGAUGGCCAGUGCGGCCUCCAUUGUGGAAAACGCAAAUAUACAGAUAGACACAUCUCCCGGCACAGAAGACAAUAUGGUAUGUCAAGAUUGUUCUGCUCACUUAUCCGAAAAUCAAUUACAGCCACCUCCAAUCACUCUCAUGCCUCUCCCAAUGGUUCCAAUAUUUGACAAACCCUGUCGAGAUCUUCAUGGUUGUCAACCUGAAGCGGAAUAUGCCAACCCAGCUGACUGCAUCAAAAAUUUACCAAAACCUAGAGCUACCAUGUCUCAUGUGUAUGUGGACCCCGCAAGUGUUCUUCCCCUUCAUCCUCCAACUUCAAAAGAAACUAUAAAUCUAAGCUCCAAGUCAUUCAUACCACACCCUUGCUCCAUCACCAGUCACCCAGAUUCUGUUUAUUCAGAAGUGUAUGAUAAAGUCAAUGUGGGCAAGAAUGAACAAAAUGCCAGUUCAAGUGAGCAACAUUUUAAGCAUUUGACAGAGGAUGAACCAAUUUAUGCUGUGCCCGUGAGCAAGGAAGAUGAAGUGUCUGAUAAAGAUGAAACCAAACCAGACCCUUUUGCCCAUCUCUAUGCUCAAGUGAACAAAACACCUCCAUCAUCGAGUCCCUCUUCAACACCACCUCCCCCCUCUUCAUCAUCUUUAGUUAGCAGCAUCGCUGCUGCCAAAAUCUCGGACAACCCUCUUGAUGAUGUAAUCUAUGAAAACCUGGGCAUCAUUUAGUAACUCGGUUGUUUGUUGGUGAUUGUAUAUUCUCAAAGCUGAACAACCUAGUUGUCCAAACUGUCAACUGUACGUUAAGAAAUGUACCGUAUUGGCCCGAAUAUAAGAUGACCCCUAUUAUAAGACGACGCCCUCUUUUUCAAGACUCAAGUUUGAAAAAAGACUUUUCGAACACCGAAUCAAAUUUUUGUACAGAAAAUAAUUACAUCUGAAACAAAUGAUUAUAACAAUAUAUUCGAGAGAAAAAGCAUGUUAUUUUGCCUCAUUCAAAUCAUGCAAAAACGGUCUAUCACAUCUUAACCUUACUGGCCUGUUAGAGUCAUUCUUUUUUUUGAGUUCUAGCUCGCAUAAAGUACUUCAUACAUUUGUUUUUUGCGUUGAAACUUUUUGACUUUGUCAGGGACUUCCAUUAAACAAAAUUUUUAUUAUUAUUAUUAUUAUUAUUUUACUAAAUUAUAAAGUGCUCUGGUGAAGAAAGUUAGUUUUGCUGUAUUCGGGUCAUUUUUUACCGGUUAAAAUUUUCGAUUAUAGAACAAUAAAAAAUGCAGCAGAAGGCAAGGAGUGCCCACACAAUUGCAGUGCGUACACUUGUACCUUUUUUUUUUUUUUUUUUUUUAAAAAAGGUUAUUAUAAUAAGAGUUCUAAAAACAUAUUUACAGUGUUGUACCUUGUUAUAGAAAAUUGUUAUAAUAAUAAAAGAGUUCUAAGAACAUAUUUACAGUAUGUACACUUCUACCUUGUUAUAAAAAAAAUUAUAAUAAAAGUUUUUCUAAAAACAUA